AUGUUUCACAACACCGAGCUUCGAAAAAUCAACCCCGGAAGAAGAAUCAUCCUCCACCAAGUCAAUGCAAGCUCGCACACAGCCCAAAAAACAAGGCAGUAUUUAACGGAAGAAAACGUGGAAUCAUUGGACCAUCCUCCAUAUAGUCCCGAUCGAAGUCCUAACGAUUCCUUUACUUUCCCGAAAAUUAAAAACAGAUUGCGUGAUCAAAGGUUCCAGUCACCAGACGAAGCAGCUGACGAAUUCAAAAAUGCUGUUUUGGAUCUGCCAGCAAACGAGUGGAAUAAGUGCUUCAAAAAUUGGUUCGAGCACAUGCCGAUGUGUAUUAGUCUUCGUGGUGAAUACUUCGAAAAACAAUAA
Messenger RNA from Acanthoscelides obtectus, 360 nucleotides. Lineage: Eukaryota; Metazoa; Arthropoda; Insecta; Coleoptera; Chrysomelidae. The record is from the annotation of a GenBank genome assembly.